Ustilaginoidea virens is the source of this 1470-nucleotide messenger RNA. RefSeq lists its product as uncharacterized. Bases 1 to 1470 code for a protein of 489 amino acids. NCBI's taxonomy places the organism in Eukaryota, Fungi, Ascomycota, Sordariomycetes, Hypocreales, Clavicipitaceae. Gene Ontology annotation, molecular function: SUMO activating enzyme activity. The record is from RefSeq and is a predicted model, not a curated record. The transcript has 2 exons. Gene Ontology annotation, cellular component: cytoplasm; SUMO activating enzyme complex. Gene Ontology annotation, biological process: protein sumoylation.
AUGGAUCAACAGAACCGAGGGCAAGAACACGUCGGUACGAAUCCAGACGGAGGUGCCCGUGCCCGUGCCCGUGCCCUGCCACCCGCCCAGCAGAUCCUGGAGCCAAACGGAAACGCGCCUGCCUUUGACUCAAGCCUCUUGCAACACGGGAGCUUGUUGAAUCCCAUGGCUUCCGUCAUGGCGGAUUCUGGGCCUUUGCUUCAAGAUGCCGAUGUGGGUGGCAUCCCCGUUCCUGAUGCCUCACGUCUCGCGCCCGCCAUGGCGGCAAACGGCGCCCCCAUGCAGAUCCCCCCCAGCACCGUGUCCCCUGACGACGUUGCUCUCUACGACAGGCAGAUACGCCUCUGGGGCAUGGCGGCCCAGCAAAAGAUACAAAACGCCCACAUUCUUCUCAUAACCAUGCGCGGCUUGGCCCACGAAAUCGCCAAAAACCUUGUGCUCGCCGGUGUGGGCUCCAUCACCCUUCUCGACGGCUCUCUGGUGACCGAGGCCGACCUUGGUUGCCAGUUCUUCCUGUCCGAAGGCGGCGAGAGUCUCGUCGGCCAGAACCGCGCCGAGGCUGCCAGUCACGCGCUCCGCAAGCUCAACCCUCGAGUGCAGGUCCACGUCGACCCCCAGAGCGUCACUGCCAAGGGCCCGAGCUACUUCGCCGCCUACAGCGUAGUAAUCGCCACGGACCUGGGCCCCGACACGGUCAACAUAAUCAACACCGCCACCCGGAUCAACAGCCGGCCCUUUUAUGCCGCCGGGACCCAUGGCAUGUACGGCUUCAUAUUCAGCGACCUGAUUGAGCACGACUUUGUGAUCCGGCGCGAAGCGAGCAACGUCGCCACCGCUCCCAGACAAGAGUCCCGCACCCGCUCCGUCGUCCACGUCAGCACCGAAACACGGGGCAACAAGCCCACCGAGCUCGUCACCAAGCGCGAGCUCUACUCGACCUGGUACCUGGCCAGCGACGCAGCCGUGCUCCCCGCCGAGUACACCGCCUCCAAGCGGCGGCUGAGAUGCGUCACCCCCGCCUUGUCCUGUCUGCGGGCCCUGUGGGAGUUCCAGCUGCUGCAUGGAGGCCGCCUUCCCGACAUCCUCAGCAGGGAGGACCUGCGCGUCUUCACGCAGAUUGCCACUCAAAAGCACAAGGCCCUGAGCUUGCCCAGCGAGACGCUCAAGCCGUGCGUUUUGCGAAAGUUUCUGCAGAACCUGGGGAGCGAAAUCGCCCCCGUGACCGCCAUCCUCGGCGGCCAGCUGGCCCAGGACGUCAUCAACGUCCUCGGCCAGUCGCAGCAGCCCAUCCAGAAUACCGUCAUCUUCGACGGCACCACCAUGGAGGCGCCCAUGUAUCCCCUCCACCCGGAAAUGGACCUCGGCGCGAGCCUGCUGUCCGUCUCCAACCUGAACGCUCACGCCGCUGCGGCUGCGAAUGCGAAUCCGACGGUCGGAAACGGCAGCAACGCGAGUAUAGUAGCAUGCUAG